UCCCUCACAACUUCCUCGGCUCUUGCUCUUGAUUAGCCACUCCGUGUGACCGGAGCUCUCCUCCCGCUGACUGGUCGCUGUCACACAGCCACCAUGUUAUCUCAUUCCCGGUGUCUCACCAGGAAUUUCGGCCGUUCCCUCUCUGCCAUCCGCCAGGGGAAUAAUUUGUUAGCUCGUCGGGCCACAUCAGCUCUGUCAGCAAGCCAUGCCAUCACUCUCAACAGUGUUAAAUGUGAUCCCCGGUCCAGCGUCUUCCACAUCCAGUACUUCAGGACAUCUGCGCCCUACAGGGAUGAACUUGUCACAGUCAAGACCCCUGCGUUUGCAGAAUCUGUCACAGAGGGGGAUGUGAGGUGGGAGAAAGCUGUUGGAGACACUGUCGCAGAGGAUGAGGUUGUGUGUGAAAUUGAGACUGAUAAGACAUCAGUGCAGGUUCCCUCUCCUGCCGCUGGGGUGAUUGAGGAGCUUCUGGUCCCUGAUGGAGGCAGAGUAGAGGGAGGAACUCCUCUCUUCAAGCUUCGGAAAGGAGCCGGAGCCCCCAAAGCUGCAGAGGCUCCAAAAGCCGAGGCCCCUGCUGCUGCGGCCCCUCCACCACCUUCUGCUGCCCCGCCUCCCCCUCCUCCUCCUCCUGCUCCCGCGGCUGUGGGCCCCAUUCCCACUACCAUGCCCCCUGUGCCACCUGUGCCAGCACAUGCUAUGGACACCAAACCAGUUUCAGCCAUCAAGCCCACUGCUGCUCCGGCUGCCCCAGUGGCUCAGGCAGAGGGAGGGGCUAAAGCGGCCAGGACAGAGAGCAGGGUAAAGAUGAACCGCAUGAGACUUAGAAUCGCCCAGAGACUGAAGGAAGCCCAGAACACCUGCGCAAUGUUGACCACUUUUAAUGAGGUCGACAUGAGCAACAUCUCAGAGAUGAGGAAGUCUUACAAAGAUGCCUUCCUGAAAAAGCACAACAUCAAGUUGGGCUUCAUGUCUGCAUUUGUGAAGGCUGCAGCCUACGCACUGGUUGACCAACCUGCUGUCAAUGCUGUUAUUGAUGACACAACGAAAGAAAUUGUGUACAGGGACUAUGUUGACAUCAGUGUAGCUGUGGCCACACCAAAGGGUCUGGUGGUUCCUGUAAUUCGAGGAGUAGAGGCAAUGAACUUCGCUGACAUUGAGAAAGCAAUCAAUAUGUUGGGAGAAAAGGCCCGUAAGAACGAGCUGGCUGUUGAGGACAUGGACGGAGGAACCUUUACCAUCAGCAAUGGUGGAGUGUUUGGGUCCAUGUUUGGCACACCUAUAAUCAACCCCCCACAGUCUGCUAUUUUGGGCAUGCAUGGCAUCUUUGAUAGGCCUGUUGCUGUAGGGGGCAAGGUGGAGAUCCGUCCCAUGAUGUACGUUGCCCUGACGUACGAUCAUCGCCUGAUCGACGGGAGAGAGGCUGUCACUUUCCUGCGCAAGAUCAAGUCAGUAGUGGAAGACCCCAGAGUGCUGCUCCUGGACAUGUGAACCCUGUCGACCUCCAGGCCCCAACAAACAAACCGCCCUUCACACACAGUGGCCGUGCCCUCCUGAUGAACAUUACUGUAACUGCAAUUGAUUUAUCAUUAUAUUGGUUAACUAGAAAAGGGAUUUUUGGAGAGAAUAUGGGGUAUGCACUGGACAUUGCAUGGCUGGAAAAGAUAGAAGGCUUGGUGCUAUUGUGGAGAAUGUCUGGGUUCGGGGUUUCAGUGGUACUGGUCUCUAGAUCAAAAAGGAUAUUGUUGAACUUGUGCGCCAUAUGCCAUUUUCUACAUACAGUUCAAUAAUUGUCAACUUAUUGUGAGAGGAAUGGCACACUUAGCUAAACUACUUAUUAUCAUUUUAUUAAUUUUUUGUGAGAGAAGAACAAUUAUCACAAGUUGGGCUACAAUCCAAGAAACACUGUCCUAAGAUGUCCAAAGUAAAGGAUUCCUCUGAGUAUUUCUGUCAUCAGCUUCACUCACGUGAGGAAAAUUCUCUUUAUGCUGUGUAAGAAAAUGACUAUUUAAAAAGAAGAAUGUUUUAAAACAAUAAAGCCUGAGCUGCAUUACUCACUU
Messenger RNA from Myripristis murdjan (pinecone soldierfish), 2057 nucleotides. It is a transcript of the gene dlst, whose product is annotated as dihydrolipoamide S-succinyltransferase. Gene Ontology annotation, cellular component: oxoglutarate dehydrogenase complex; mitochondrion. Gene Ontology annotation, biological process: tricarboxylic acid cycle. The record is from RefSeq and is a predicted model, not a curated record. Bases 94 to 1488 code for a protein of 464 amino acids. NCBI's taxonomy places the organism in Eukaryota, Metazoa, Chordata, Actinopteri, Holocentriformes, Holocentridae. Gene Ontology annotation, molecular function: dihydrolipoyllysine-residue succinyltransferase activity. The transcript is spliced from 15 exons.